AUGGGGGCUUCUAAUUGGAGGAGAGACGCCCGCACUGUGUUGGCGCAGCAGGACUGGGCCCUGCUCAUCCUGAUCUUCGUCUGCGCAGUGGGCAUCGGCAUUUGUGAGUUCAAGGCCCCGGUGCAGCGGCCCGUGUUCCUGUAUGAUGCGACCAUCUCUUACGCGAACAAGCCCAACACCAUCGAAGACUAUUGGGCCCCCCUCAUCCCGGCGAUCGUGUUUGUUUUCAGCCUGGCCCUCGUCGAGUGCUACCUCUUCCGGAAGAGCAAGGUGGCCACCGCGGCCGCGUUUUUGCGCUUCUUCAUGGCCGGCUGGGCGGCGCUCAUGGUGGUGGGCUUCCUCACAGAGCUUUUCAAGAUUAUUUGCGGCCGCCUGCGGCCGGACUUCCUGGACCGCUGCAAGCCCGCGGUUGCCCCCGGCGAAGUCAGCGCGAUAUUUGAUGCUGUGGGCACGGGUGACACCUGGGGCACCAACCCCCGCGUCACCUGCACAGCGGAUGACGACAAGUUCCUGCGCGACGGCCGCGUGUCCUUCCCCUCGGGCCACUCGUCCACUGCGUACGUUGUUGGGUGGUUUGGCUGCUUCUACCUGAUCUGGGGCACCAGCGUGCGCUCAGACCACCAGAUGAGCCGGAGGCUCUACCGCCCGCACGACAGCGCGCUGCGCCGCGUGGGUAAGGAGCUGCUGUCGUGCCUGCUGCUGGUCCUGCAGCUCUUCCAGCUGAGCUACCCCUGGGGCGUCGGUGUGUCGCGCUUCCGCGACAACCGCCACAACGCCAGCGACAUUGUCGCGGGCUUCAUGCUGGGCGUCACGUUUGCGCCCGCCCUGCUGUGGCGUGCCAUUGGUCAGCACGACUACUGGCUCAACUACUACGGCAUCGACGAGUCGCAGCCCCCCAGCAACCAGGUGAUCCCGGCCGGCAGCAACGGCGAUGCGGGCGGCCUGACGUCUUUCCAGGAGGUGCCCCUUGCCGGGCCGUAG
Messenger RNA from Monoraphidium neglectum, 981 nucleotides. RefSeq lists its product as hypothetical. Gene Ontology annotation, molecular function: phosphatidate phosphatase activity. The record is from RefSeq and is a predicted model, not a curated record. Gene Ontology annotation, biological process: phospholipid metabolic process. NCBI's taxonomy places the organism in Eukaryota, Viridiplantae, Chlorophyta, Chlorophyceae, Sphaeropleales, Selenastraceae. The transcript is spliced from 13 exons. Bases 1 to 981 code for a protein of 326 amino acids.